UGAAGAAACAGUACUAUUCCACUAAGGACAUAUCACUAUUGCUCUCAAUCCACGAGUCUCUUGAAUCUAUCAAGCGCCUACGUUCUCAAAAGGACCUCGACGAAGAGUUAACGGCACUUGAAAGUACCUCCAAAGUUUAUAACUUAACGGCACUUCUUAAAAAACGAAUGCAGUCAGCGAGGGAAAUCCCAUACUUACUUCACGACAAAGUAAUCUACAAUGAACCUGCCACUAUCUGUGAACUUUCAGUGAUUGGUUUGCAAACUUUAGUUUAGAAACACAUAUGCCUGGUGAAACCGCUCCCCUUACUAUCUCUUCCCUUGAAAGCAUUGUGUUCACUAAUCAGUUAAUAGUACAAGCAAUUAAAAGCCUUAAACCUUCCACUAGUACGGGACCGGAUGGCCUCGCUUCGAUAAUUUUCAAAAACAGUGGGUGUGAUAUACCCUGUUACUUCUUAAAUUCUUCUCAAUAUCUAUGGACACUGGCACUUACCCUAGUGAGUGGAAAACUAGCUUCAUAAUUCCACAUUACAAAUCUGGUGAUAGGGCAAACGUCCGCAAUUACAGACCCAUAAAUAUAACCCCAGUUAUCUCACGAAUCAUGGAGAAAGUUGUAAAGGAUCAAUUGUCAGACUACCUAAUUAGGGAAGAUCUUGUUACAAGGUCUCAACACGGAUUUCUCAAAAAUAGAUCCUGCGUUACUUGCCACUUCGACUUUUUCAACUGCAUCACUAGUAAUCGCGAAGCACGUAAGCUAGUCGUUGUUCUCUACUUCGAUAUAUCUAGGGCAUUUGACAUGGUAUCUCACAGUAUUCUCUUUGAGAAGCUGUACUCUUGUGGAAUUCGCAACCCAUUACUGAACUGGUUAAAAUCAUUUCUAAGCAACAGGGUACAAAUAACCAAAGUUGGAUCUGUAUUGUCUCACCCUAGGCAGAUCUCAAGUGGGGUCGUGCAAGGUAGUGUCCUAGGUCCACUUUUAUUCACAGUUUACAUUAACAGCAUUUGCAAGUGCUUCACCUCAGGUAAACCAUUCCUAUAUGCUGACGACCUCAAAGUCGUCUACUCCUGCUACACUCAUGAAUUAAGCGAUAUGGUAGAUAAAAUACAUCUUGAACUAAGUAGCCUUGCAACGUGGUGUGCUGAAUCCUGCCUAAAUUUUAACAUUGACAAAUGCGGCUGGAUUUGUAUCGGCAACAGUAAGCUUGAUCUAAACCUUGAAAUAAAUGGGCGAAAACUAGCUAAGCUCAAUUCAGUCGUAGAUCUCGGUAUUAGAUACUCUAGUAACCUAACGUUCGCUGAACAGACUGAUUAUGCCAGACGUAAAACGCGUAGGCUGAUAGGAUGCAUAACACGCAAUUUCUUUUGUUGUGAAACUAGGGUUUUAUUAUACAAAGUAUGUGUCCGACCUAUCUUAGAAUACUGCCCGUUUAUUCUUAGCGGACUAAGACAAAAUGACAAGCUUAAAUUAGAGGGAGUGCAACGGCAGUUUACCUCAAGAACUCUUGGUUUAGAAAGUAGUCUGGAAUACCAUGAGAGAUGCGUAAGACUAAGAUUAGAACCCCUCUGGAAAAGACGCCUUAAGCUAAACCUAAUCUUUUACUAUAAGCUAACUAAUCUUCUCUUGCAUUCCUCCGAGCCAAUAACUAAACCUACCGCUGUCGUCAGUUACAAUCUUAGAAAUCAUCACAACCUAGCUGCUAUAGAGCACUGUCAGACUUACGUGCGGUACAACUUCUUCUUAAAUAAGUUUUCAGUCAUUUGGAAUAGACUACCAGCUAAUGUGCGCGAUGCAAACACACUUCCAGUGUUCAUCUCCUCAGUCACCAGACUGCUCAAAGAUGACAAUGCACUUUUGCGCCUGACUCUUACACCUUCUUUUUCACCCUACAUAGAUAUUUUAAGUUCUUUAAACGUGUAGUUACAACAAACUACAAUUAUAAAUUUUAAUAUUAUUGGAACUAGAUGAUUAACAUUUCUACACAGGACAGUAAUAUUAGUUUACACAUAAUAUAAAAGUUAGCAUAACGGGACUAGUUAGUUUGUGUACCAAAAUAACCACAGUUACUAAACAGAAUAUAUAUGUAUAUAUUUAUUAAUCACUCCUUAAGGACUCCCGUUGCUUUCUUUUGCGUUGCUGUUGUUUGUCUUCUUUUUUCUCUCACCAUUUCAGCUUCCAUUUGACUUUUUGAAUGAGAAUGAAUAAUGUGGAU
Messenger RNA from Trichobilharzia regenti, 2209 nucleotides. The record is from the annotation of a GenBank genome assembly. NCBI's taxonomy places the organism in Eukaryota, Metazoa, Platyhelminthes, Trematoda, Strigeidida, Schistosomatidae.